Anopheles darlingi is the source of this 813-nucleotide messenger RNA. RefSeq lists its product as uncharacterized. Gene Ontology annotation, molecular function: metal ion binding. The transcript has 2 exons. The record is from RefSeq and is a predicted model, not a curated record. Bases 149 to 745 code for a protein of 198 amino acids. Lineage: Eukaryota; Metazoa; Arthropoda; Insecta; Diptera; Culicidae.
AGGUUGCGAUCCGGCCGUACCGAGUUCGCGGCCACAACAUAUUUACCCAAAUGGAAUACGAGCUAUUUCGCAAAGAAACAACCAUCGUUUGUGGAAAUCGUAGCAGGAUUCCGGAAAAGGAGAGAGUGCAAAUGAGCAGCCGGAAGCGAUGUGUUCCCUGGUAGCGGAUUAUGGCGAUAGCGCGGACUCAUCGGAGUCAGAAUCGUCGGACGAUACGACGGUGAAAGAUGAUCCCAAAGACGACGACGAAAAGUCCGGAACUAGUCAACCAAGUGGCUCAAGCGCGGGUCCUUUACCUAGUGCCAGUGCUAUGCUGCAGUCCGGCAAUGCCCGGGUCAUUCCGGGCAGCGUGUUCAGCAAUCCGUUCCGUGAGGCCGAAGAGGCCAAGCUGGCCAGUCUGGAAAAGCACGUGAAGAUGGUGGACCCGGAAGCGAACACGGCCGAACAGAAGCGGAAGGUGUGCUGGAGUUAUAAGAAGGGGCGCUGCCGGUUCGGAAGUAAAUGCAACUUUGCGCACGAUUCGGAUCUGAUAUUGCGCAAGGAACUGACCGGUGGUGCUGCAGCAAGCAGCAGUGAAGCUGAACCGGAUGACACAGUGCCAGGAACGGAUCCAGAAUCCGGUGCGAUCCCGGAAGUUCCGCCGACACCGACAAAGAAGAAACGUCCCGGAUUGGCCCGUGAGCUGGUACCACCACGGAAGGUACUUCGAAUGUAUCACCGGGAAAAGUACGGGAUGCUCAAAUAGUAGUCUCUCGGAGCGCUCUCAGAUCAUUACCAGACUGGUUCUUGCCACCGGUAUGCCUAUCAAAGGAC